Molecule: messenger RNA, 856 nt
Organism: Haliotis rubra (blacklip abalone)
Lineage: Eukaryota; Metazoa; Mollusca; Gastropoda; Lepetellida; Haliotidae
Product: macrophage mannose receptor 1-like
Exons: 4
Coding region: 106-837 (243 amino acids)
Source: RefSeq, a predicted model, not a curated record
GGAUGAUUGAUUACAGGGUAAUUGUAGACUUCUCAUUGUGCUAUGGACUUGGAGGCAUUCGGAUGUGACGGUGCCAUCACCUCAGAGUGAAGUACAUUCGCCGAAAUGAAGGAAAACCUCGUAUGUCUGGUUUUAACCUUCUCUUCCUGGCUCUGUGUCACAGACUCCUAUUGUCCUCUGGAAGGCGUGACUUCAACUGACCCUGACCUUUACCCCUGCCUCACCGUGUCACGUGACCAGCUCAGCUGGCUGGACGCCCUGCAUGUGUGCGAGAUCAAUGGUGGGACGCUGGCAAAGAUUGAAAGCAUGAAACAACAGGACUACAUCAAGUCAAAUCAAAGAAACAAAGAGUACACAUGGUUUGGAAUGAACGAUUUGGCAGCUGAAGGGGACUUCGUGUGGACUGACGGCAACAACGUGACUUGGUUCAACUGGGAACACAACCAGCCGAAUGGCGGGGAUGAACAGAACUGUACCUCGAUUAAUGAAAAAUAUGAAUGGGAGGACAAAGAGUGUGAAGAACUUUACUAUUAUGUCUGUGAAAUAACCUCUGACAACGAACCAGUGAACAACGUGUAUGACCCUACGAGUCCCCAGAUCGUUGACAAGGAAGCCACGUUAAAGACACCGGAUUCAUCCCGAGAUAUUGAGUUGCUGAGUCUGCUGAAGGUCGAGGACGAAUUAGUGUGUGUUCUGCAUUGUCUUUACAAUCCCGAUUGUGUAGUUCUGGGUUAUGGGCCGUUCAAGACUCAACCCAAUUGUCUUCUGUACAAAUCAUCACCCGGUGGUUUUGCUCCGCUCUUCAGAGGAUGGAACGUGUAUCGGAUCACUGGAUAGACGCUGUCAAAUACUACUG